Messenger RNA from Melitaea cinxia (Glanville fritillary), 429 nucleotides. RefSeq lists its product as uncharacterized. The record is from RefSeq and is a predicted model, not a curated record. The transcript has 4 exons. The coding region runs from base 40 to 429 and encodes 129 amino acids. NCBI's taxonomy places the organism in Eukaryota, Metazoa, Arthropoda, Insecta, Lepidoptera, Nymphalidae.
AUAUUCUCUUGUGUUGUUUUGUGCUAGGAUUAUAUCAAGAUGCCGAGACGUUGUGAAUUAGGAUGUGAACCUUCUGGUGCUCCACUCCAUGUUUUCCCGGAUCCGGCCAAAUAUCCUAAGCGGUUUAGGGCAUGGGUAACUAUUGUUGGUGGAAAAUUGGAAACACGUCAUGAUUAUGAAGAUUAUAGAAAGAGGAAACUUUGUGACAUUCAUUUUACAAAUAAAGACCGAAAUCGUAAUCAUCGGUUAAAUGCAUUAGCAGUUCCAUCUUUACAUUUACCUAGUAGGAUUCUUGCUAUUGCACAGCAAGAAACAAAUAUAAGCUCUGUUUCUGAAAGCUUAUCUACUGGGCCUUCAACUUCUUUCACAGUUAGAAGGCCAACCAGGUCUCUGCCUCAGCAUUGCUUAGCAGCAAAUUGUUACUGCUAA